AUGUCAAGUGAGGCUCUGCGAGUCUGGCUCGUCCUAGUCCUCCAGCUGAGGUGCGCCACGGUGCUGCUGGCCGGCCCGGUAGCGACGCGGGCAGGCUUGGAGCCCACCAGGAAGUUGACGGAGAAGCUCGGCACCUUGUUCAAUUUGAAGGACCUACUCCGAGGCGCAGCUGUGGCGCCGCACAAGAAGGCGCCUCAGUUUAUGUUGGAUCUUUUUAACGCCUUGACCCUAUCGGACGGGACAUCCAAAAGUCAGAAGGAAAUUCUGGAAGGAAAUGUAGUGCGGAGUUUAGAAAAUAAAGGUCAUUCUGGUGAGAGAUUUCACUUUUUCAACCUCUCUUCAUUCGGAAGAGAGGAGAGGAUGAUAAAAGCCGAGUUCCGUUGGUUUAGAAGGAAACAGAAGUUUUCCCUUGGAAAGUCAUACAGGUCCCAUUUCUAUAAGGUGGAUCUUUAUGAGGUGCUGGAUAGCCAAGUGAAACCUUGGAGAGGUAACCUGAUCACCUCCAGACUGGUUCCUCUUUACACGCAAGGAUGGGAAAUCUUUAAUGUCACACAAACGGUGGCCAAGUGGAUCCACAACAGCCAAGAGAACAACGGUAUGCUGGUGGUGACCACGCUACCAUCUGGGACCUGGAUGGUAACGGUGGUUUCUCCAUCCAAGCAGCCAACAGACAAUAAUGCCUACUUGGUUAUAUUCUCUGAUGAUGGGAGGACAGGAGCAUCAAAUCAGUCAUACCUUGAACCAGCCCAUACUGCAGCAGCUGCACCUGACCACCCCACUCGGAGGCGACGUGGCGCCCCACCUUUACCCCGCAGCAGCUAUUCCCAGUCCUGCCAGCGUGUCUCCCUAUUCGUGGACUUUGAGGAGAUCGGCUGGUCAGGGUGGAUCAUCUCCCCGAGGGGAUACAACGCUUACCACUGCAAGGGCUCCUGCCCAUUCCCACUCGGGGGUAAUCUCCGAGCCACCAACCAUGCUACGGUGCGCUCAAUCAUGCACGCUCUGAAGCUGUCCACUGACGAAGUGGACGCACCGUGCUGCGUGCCAGACAGACUCCAGUCCAUCAGUUUGCUAUAUUUCGAUGACGAGGAGAACGUUGUGUUGAAGCAGUAUGACGACAUGGUGGCGCUGAGCUGUGGUUGUCACUGACGGCUCACAACAAUGAGACAA
Molecule: messenger RNA, 1167 nt
Organism: Dunckerocampus dactyliophorus (ringed pipefish)
Lineage: Eukaryota; Metazoa; Chordata; Actinopteri; Syngnathiformes; Syngnathidae
Product: bone morphogenetic protein 2-like
Exons: 5
Coding region: 1-1146 (381 amino acids)
Biological process (GO): SMAD protein signal transduction
Cellular component (GO): extracellular region
Molecular function (GO): cytokine activity; growth factor activity
Source: RefSeq, a predicted model, not a curated record